AUGGAGCAGAUUCUUUGGCUGCGUAUCUUCAAGACCAUCGUGGGUAUUGUAGGUAUCUUGGGCAACGGUCUCGUCUGUCUUGUCAUCGGUAAAGUCUCAUCGAUGCAGACUCGCACCAACGCCUUCAUCUUCCACCAAGCUGUGGUGGAUCUUCUUGGUUCGUUAACGACGCUUCUGCAGAGUUUGGUCCCGCUACCAGACCCCUUGCCCAGCAACGCUCUCGGGUGGGUAGUGUGCCACAUCUGGUUCUCCAACUUUGUAAUUUUUCUCCUGUUCAUCAUAUCAACGUUCAACCUAUUGUCGUUGACCAUGGAGCGGUACUUCGCCAUCGUGCACCCAUUCAAGUACCAAGCAGCCUUCGCCAAGUACCCAAGACUUAAAGUCGGUGCAGUCAUUGCGGCAUGCUGGAUCAUCGCGGUUGUUCUCAAGUCCUACAACCUUACCAUCUUUAAGGUGCAAGACGGUAAGUGCGUCUCGAAUGCUGCGAAUCGCUCUAAAGUCAUCGGAAGUUUGACUGCCGUCCUGCAGUACAUGGUGCCGGUGGCAGUGAUGCUGUUCGCGUACAUUCGCAUCAGCGUGGAGCUCAAGAGAGGAGCGGAUAGGGUGGGACCGGCACCGUCCGUCAUCAGCUCAGCUGCCGGAGCAUCCAACGCGGGCAACGCCCAACCGGCAGGUAUGAUGGAGUCCCUACUCCGAGCCAGACGUAACACCUUCAAGAUGCUCUGGAUCGUCUUCAUCACCUUCCUGGUGUGCUGGACCCCAAACCAGACCAUCUUUCUCAUGUUCAAUCUCGGCUGGAAGCUCAACUUCAACGUCGAUUGGUACUACCUGCUGUCAGUGGCGAUGGUGGCCGCUAAUUGCUGCGUCAAUCCGGUCAUCUACGCCUUCAAGUACCGUCAAUUCCGCAAGGGGCUACGCGAGCUAUUUUGCAAGCAGCUCAUGCACGUUGAGGAAACGUUGAACUCCCUUGUAGUGUGA
This is a messenger RNA of Patiria miniata (bat star), 978 nucleotides long. RefSeq names its product neuromedin-U receptor 1-like. The record is from RefSeq and is a predicted model, not a curated record. Lineage: Eukaryota; Metazoa; Echinodermata; Asteroidea; Valvatida; Asterinidae. Bases 1 to 978 code for a protein of 325 amino acids. Gene Ontology annotation, biological process: G protein-coupled receptor signaling pathway. Gene Ontology annotation, cellular component: membrane. The transcript has a single exon. Gene Ontology annotation, molecular function: G protein-coupled receptor activity.